AUUUAUAAAAAAAAAAAAAAUGAAAGCAACGGGUUACGGAUCCAUGCGAUAUCUUUCUUCUACGUUUGAAAGGCUCGAAAAGGCAAAAAAAAGGGGGAUUUUUUAUUUGUUUUGAGAGCAAAUUUUUCUGUGAAAAAAAAAAUUAAGGGAGAUGCGAUUGCGGUGGUGCGUGUGGCCGUCCAAUGAGAGAUCGGCGAAGGAGGAGCACCACCGUUGAUGGGAUUUGUCGAGUUACAAAUGACUUGGCAGCCGAGUCUACUCAGUGAAAAACGCAAGAAAGGCCCUCCUUUAGGCUUAAGAAACCUCGGCAACUCUUGUUACCUCAACAGCGUUCUUCAGUGUCUCACCUACACUCCACCGCUCGCCAAUUUCUGCCUCCGCUCCCAACACUCCUCCUCUUGCGACGCCUCCGCCUCCAAGAAACCCCGUGACUGCCCCUUCUGUAUUCUUGAGGCUUGGAUUACACGCUCCUUAACCCUCGAUCUCACCCUCGACUCGCCUUCCAAGAUCCAAAGCUGCCUUAAAAUCUUCUCUGAGCAUUUCCGGUUCGGCCGACAAGAGGACGCGCACGAGUUCUUGCGCUACGUCAUCGAUGCUUGCCACAACACGUGUCUGCGUUUAAAGAAAUUCCGGCGAAAGGGAAGUGAAGGAGGAGGAGGAGGAGGAGAAGCGGUGAAUGGCAAUACCGUAGUUAAGGAGAUCUUUGGUGGUGCUUUGCAAAGUCAGGUUAAGUGUUUGGGGUGUGGUGGGGAGUCAAAUAAAGUUGAUGAGAUUAUGGAUAUUAGCCUUGAUAUCUUGAAUAGUGGUUCACUUAAAGAAGCUAUGCAUAAGUUUUUUCAGCCUGAGAUUUUGGAUGAACAUAAUAAGUACAAGUGUGACAAUUGUAAGAAAUUGGUGGUUGCAAGGAAGCAAUUGUCUAUACGUCAAGCACCAAACAUCCUAGUUAUUCAACUGAAGAGAUUUGAGGGAAUAUUUGGUGGGAAGAUUGAUAGGCUAAUUACAUUUGAAGAAGUUUUGGUUCUUUCAACCUUCAUGUCUAAAGCAAGCCAGGAUCCACAACCAGAGUAUUACCUAUUUGGUACUAUUGUGCACUCUGGAUACUCACCAGAAUCUGGACAUUAUUAUGCAUAUAUCAAGGAUGCAAUGGGCAGGUGGUAUUGCUGCAAUGACUCCUUUGUCUCACUUUCAACCCUGCAGGAGGUCUUGUCAGAGAAGGUUUAUAUUCUUUUCUUCUCUCGUACUAACCAAAUGCCAGGGUCUUUCAGUGCCACAUUUUCUUCCAAUGGAGUUAAACCACGUGAUUCUAAUGGAAGCAAGGCAUCUAAAAUCCAUAAAGCUGUUCAAUUGAAGCCUCUCCAAACAAAGCCUUAUGUUGAACAAUCUUCACCGAAGGAUAAGGUUGGACUGUCUUCUGGCCCACGGGCGAAAUUCAAUAUUUCUGAAAAACCUGGUCCCAAAAAGCUUCCUGUUACAAGUAAUGGAAAAGUUGACUUCCAUAAAACUCUGAACAUCUCUGUGAAUGGAGUUUCAAGGGAUUCAAUUCAUAUGGAGAAGAAUGAGAAACAUAUGUUGUCAUUGAUGAAUAGGAAUGGUAUUGACAAGAGUAGAAAAGUUGAUGCUGUUGGUAGUGGAAAAAGCCGACCAUUGGAAUUGGCAAAUGGAAGUUAUAUGAAAUCAGAACCGUUUGUAGUUAAUGGUACCAGGAGCUUGGCAAUUGGAGGGCAGGUUGAUAUUGCCCCUUUUGAUGCCUGUGAUAACACAAGGCGAAAGAAAAAUUCAGAAAACUUGUGUGAUAUUUCAGGACCAAAAAGAAAAUCGGAAGAUUCUUCUGAUAUCUCCAGGGCAAAGCGAAAAUUAGAAGGUUCUUGUGAUAUCUCACGGCCAAAGAGAAAAUCUGAAAAUUCCUGUAAUAUCUUAGGGCCAAAGAGACAAUCAGAAGCCUCUUAUGACAUUUCCGGGCCAAAGAGAAAAUCAAAGGACUCCUGUGAUAACACAGGUCCAAUGACAAAACCAAAAGACCCCUUUGUUAACGCAGGGCCAAAUGGAAAAUUGCAAGACUCCUGUGUUUACUCAGGGCCAGAGAAAACAGAAAACUCCUGUGAUUUCUCCAUGCAAACGGAAAAAUCCUGUAUUUUGCUUUCCCAGGAUGCUGAAUCUCGUGCAGAAGUUGAGAAUAUGAAAGAAAUGUUGGGAAAAGAAGCUUCUUCAUUUUUGCGGUCUUGUGGCUGGUACAAUAAUGUUUACAGUUUCAUGUAUUUGAGGAAGCAGUUGUACAGGCAGGAGAUUGGAAGCACCCUUAGUGGCAAUGAUUUAGAGAAGAAGUUGAUUGUAGAUGCGAAGUCAACCUUUAUUCGACAAAUACCCGAGUCACUGAAGGAGGAAUUAAUCAAACUUCUCCUAUCUUUUAGCCAAACAAAACGAGAAUCUCUGGAUCCUUGAUCAACUUAACUGUCUUGUAGCGCAAAACCUCGGUUUAUAAUCUAUAUUACCAAUUGGUGUUGCAGUGAAAGAAUAUCUUUGGGUGUAUGUUAGUCCUGUCUCUUUGAGCGACUUCCAGCAAAAUGGCAAGAGAUUGCCUUCUUCAUACAUUAUCAUUUGUGGAUGGCAAUAUCAUGAUGCUUGAAGGUGACCUACCGGUGAUUUUGAGAUUAAAGUGUAGAGUUCAAAUAUUGCCUAAAGUUUUGAUCUUGGAGACCUUGAAGUUGUGGUUUUUUGGGAGAGAAGUGAUGAAUCUUAUUCAUUUUGUACGAUACGCAUUUAUACAUUUUGGAAAACAUCAUUCGUUAGCAUAACAAUUUUGCCACCAAAAUGUGGUCGGUGUUACCCGGUGUAUGUAAUACUAUCAAUGAGUUAAAUGCUAUUUUCGAUGUUUCUUCAUCUUUGACUGCCAAUUAUCACAUUCCUUCUGUCGGUUCAUCCCCUCCAUUUGGAAUUGUUAAAAGAUUCUUUCCAACUUUGUAUAUUUUUUCUUAUUUGGAAU
Durio zibethinus is the source of this 2980-nucleotide messenger RNA. RefSeq names its product ubiquitin carboxyl-terminal hydrolase 25-like. The record is from RefSeq and is a predicted model, not a curated record. NCBI's taxonomy places the organism in Eukaryota, Viridiplantae, Streptophyta, Magnoliopsida, Malvales, Malvaceae. Gene Ontology annotation, molecular function: cysteine-type deubiquitinase activity. Gene Ontology annotation, biological process: protein deubiquitination. Gene Ontology annotation, cellular component: nucleus; cytosol.